Molecule: messenger RNA, 1134 nt
Organism: Penicillium maclennaniae
Lineage: Eukaryota; Fungi; Ascomycota; Eurotiomycetes; Eurotiales; Aspergillaceae
Product: putative choline kinase
Exons: 1
Coding region: 1-1134 (377 amino acids)
Biological process (GO): phosphatidylethanolamine biosynthetic process; phosphatidylcholine biosynthetic process
Cellular component (GO): cytoplasm
Molecular function (GO): choline kinase activity; ethanolamine kinase activity
Source: RefSeq, a predicted model, not a curated record
AUGGCAACCUGCAAAAGCGUUCCAGUGAUUAUCCCAAAGGAUGGCUCACUGACAAACGUUAUGAUCAAGGACAUCAUCAGCACCUUUUUCACCAAGGAAUGGCCCAGCGUUGAUCCGGACACGCUCAAUGUCACAUACAAAACCGGAUAUGCAAACACAAAUUGCAUAGUUGAACGACCAUCUUCGAAGGAUGAAACACAUUCAGAACCUCUCAAGGUGUUCCUCAAGAUCAACGGUGAACUUGAUGGAGAAAUUGCGGUUUUCAAGCACUUGGUUCCCAAUAAGCAUGAAGAGGCACGCCUAUGCUAUGAUUACGGUCAUUCAGGUCAUGGUGCUAAGCUCUACGGUCUCUUCCAGACACAGGACGGUGCUUUCGGAAGGAUUGACGAGUUCUUGGAUGCACGCAACUUGGAGCCAGAAGAUGUGGAAGACGCAGAUAUCCGAGCCGAUAUCGCACGAGGGUAUGCCAUUUUCCACGCCAUGGCAACACAACGAGAGAAGAAACCUAUUCAACUAUAUUAUGAUACAAUUACCGAAGAGCUUACAAAGUAUCAUAAGAUGGACAAGUUAAAAAAGCUAGCCCAGGAAGGAGGCGUUCCUCUGGACGAGCUUAUUGAUUAUGACUUUGUGUCUAAGAUAAAGCGAGUCACAGAGAGGUUGGAAUCUAUCGGAGCAAAAAAGGGAUGGUGCAUACACGAUGUUCAGUUCAUGAAUGUGAUGGUGAAGAAUAACUUCCAACAAGGAGAAAGCAAAGUCGUUUUCAUAGAUUUCGAAUUCGUCUUUCAGAAUUACCGAGCGAUCGACAUUGGGGGGCACUUCAUGCAAAAGAUGUUCAAGUGGUUUGACAAGGAGAGCCAAAUUGCCAACUGCCGACCUUACACCGAGGAUGAGAAGAGACACUUUUGCGAGGAAUAUGCAAAGCAAUGGAACGAGACGACUGGGGACUCAGAUACAGGGGAACAGGUCUUUGUCGAAUCCGAGCUAGGUUUUAUGCUGGCUAUUACGUUUGAUAUCCAUAAUAUGCUCUGUUUCAUGGAUCAGGAUAACGACAAAGACCCGCUGAGCCUCCUGGGGCUCAACAAACUGUUUGAAGAGUUUGUCAGUCAGUACAACAAGCUUGGCCUGGGAAGCUAA